UCAGAAUUUAGUUGGCUAAAACUAAGUGGCGCAGCUGGAACUUUUUCGCAACAAUUAGUGGCCUGCACAGGCUGCGAAUUUGUAGAGCGAAAACCAAAUUAAACAUAGAACAACAAAAUUUUAAUUGGCAAAAAAGUGAAGGAUUAAAUUCCAAACCAAAUAUAAUGAAGCCCAAGAAAGGCGCAUUUGUCAACUCCUCGUCGGGUUAUGGCAAAUCGAGGAACAGCUAUCGCAAUAAUGCGGGCAAGCAGGAGGAGACCGACGCCAAGUUGGAGGAGAAGUUGAAGGCAGAUAAGGCCAAAGAGUUGCACGCGGAGCACGAUUUGAACUCCGGUUUUGGUGAUUACUUGCGUUCACCGGAAGCUGUGGAGAUAAUGAAGCUAUUUGUUUUUGCCAAUACCAUCAUGCUAAUUGUUACAAUGGCUUGGCCGAAUUUGAAAGAGCACUACUACAUGUUGAGGGAAUGGUUGGAGACUUGGCAAGUGGCGCAGUAAUUUGAGAAAAUAACCACUAUAAAGUAGAAGAAAAAGAAACAGAAAAUAAUGAAUAUAAUCAAAAUAAAUAUAUAUAUAUAAACAUAUUCGUACAAGCUUAAAGAGAGCAGUAAGAAACAUACAUACAUAUAUCAAAAAAUA
Molecule: messenger RNA, 635 nt
Organism: Anastrepha obliqua
Lineage: Eukaryota; Metazoa; Arthropoda; Insecta; Diptera; Tephritidae
Gene: Xport-A
Exons: 2
Coding region: 165-494 (109 amino acids)
Source: RefSeq, a predicted model, not a curated record